AACAAGGAACCUAAAAAACUAAUUUUUAAAAACUUCGAAGUGCAUGAUGAUUACAUGAUUAGUCCAUUGACAAAAGGUGCAAAGUUUGAUCGGUCUCAGUCAGUCAGUCGACCGUGACCCAUAAAGUCUGUGAGUUGUGACCGGUUUCCGCUGCUCGAGCUGUGCGGGGGGGAAUGAAGACAACUGAGCUCCAUUCAGCUUCUUUUCGGUCUUUUUGGGUAGCCCAUGUGAACUAAUAGUGGAGAAAGUCAGGCCACUGCAUGAAAUAAUAUGUCGAGAAAAAUGUCACGUUUUCUAAUUCGCUUCUCCUCUAUCGUUUCCAACGGAGCGACUGUCAAAUCAAUUUUACAUCAGAAGAGGAUAUUUGCAGGGAUUCGGCUGAUGUCUACAUCAACGGGUUUGCAGUCAUUGACACGUUAUGACCAGUCCACAGAUUGGCAGAGGAAGCUGACUCCAGAACAGUAUGUUGUUACAAGAGAAAAAGGCACAGAGGUGCCAUUCAGUGGCAUCUACUUGAAUCACAAUGAGGUGGGCAUGUACCACUGUGUUUGCUGUGACUCCCCUCUUUUUAGCUCAGAAGCGAAAUAUGAUUCAGGAACUGGGUGGCCGUCCUUCUAUGAGGCUCAUGGCACAUGGGAAAAAGACGAGAGUCACGCCAACAUUGUCCGUCGCCCUGACAACUCACUUGGUAGCACAGGAACAGAGGUUAUCUGCAAACAUUGUGAUGCCCAUCUUGGACACGUCUUUGAUGAUGGUCCGGAUCCUACUGGCCAGCAAUUCUGCAUCAACAGCAUUGCUCUAAACUUUAAGCCCAGAGAGAAAUAAUGUAGAGACAGCCAUAUAUCUCCGGACAGUAUUUUACAGUUAUUUCAUGCAAAUAAAGAAAACAAAUAGGAUUUGAGUAACAAAUGUCCACCUGGUAUGCUAUGAGUUAGUCUACAAAUUAAAAAUAAGUGUUCCAAAAGGGUGUCUUUAUCAGAAAUCCCAUUUUUGAUUCCUCAAAAAUGACUCAUUUCUAUGAACAGUCCUUAAAAGAACCAUUUUUUCUUAGUGUAAAGAACAUUUAAAAAUUCUAAUGAACAUUUUCCACUGUAAAGAACCCACUGGGAGGGUUCUAAAGAUGUUACAAGUUCUUAUUGGAAACAGAUGGCAAUAA
Molecule: messenger RNA, 1156 nt
Organism: Sinocyclocheilus anshuiensis
Lineage: Eukaryota; Metazoa; Chordata; Actinopteri; Cypriniformes; Cyprinidae
Product: methionine-R-sulfoxide reductase B2, mitochondrial
Exons: 5
Coding region: 271-825 (184 amino acids)
Biological process (GO): protein repair; response to oxidative stress
Cellular component (GO): cytoplasm
Molecular function (GO): peptide-methionine (R)-S-oxide reductase activity
Source: RefSeq, a predicted model, not a curated record